Branchiostoma floridae (Florida lancelet) is the source of this 1756-nucleotide messenger RNA. RefSeq names its product cofilin-like. Gene Ontology annotation, biological process: cell motility; actin filament fragmentation; actin filament severing. The record is from RefSeq and is a predicted model, not a curated record. NCBI's taxonomy places the organism in Eukaryota, Metazoa, Chordata, Leptocardii, Amphioxiformes, Branchiostomatidae. The transcript is spliced from 5 exons. Gene Ontology annotation, cellular component: cytoplasm; actin cortical patch; actin cytoskeleton. Bases 365 to 778 code for a protein of 137 amino acids. Gene Ontology annotation, molecular function: actin filament binding.
CGAGGUCAGAUCGAUCUUCGCUUGGGUUUCUACAGCACUACAUAUGGUUGUGCCCAUUUAUGGAACUAGGGAGCAUGGCUAUAUCCAUAAAUGGAGCCUAAAGGAUAAGAACCCCCAGCGAAAUCGUCGUCUGACCAGGCUGUUCAGUAAAGAAAGUGACUCAUGCAAAACAUGAUGAAUUCAUGUCCCACUGGAUGUAUAAAAGGGGAAAAUCCGCAGAUUUUGGCCAGUACUUCGAGAUCGCCAAUUCAGGUUGGUCGGUGACAUCCAUUCUGCAGAGCGGUACCUACCACUGGAGUAUUGUGUCUAACAAAGUCCUUAUCCUCGUUUCAAAUCGAUAUUCUGAACAACCAAGAGGAUAAUUAUGGCUUCUGGCAUCAAAGUUACAGAUGAAGUGGUCACAGCUUACGACGAGGUGAAACAAAAGCACAAGUUCAAAUACGUGACCUUCAAGGUGUCAAACUGCGACACAAAGAUCAUCGUAGAAGACAAGGUUAAGGAGUCGACUUGGGAGGAAUUCCAAGCCAGUUUCCCGAAAGACGGGGCCCGUUGGAGUGUUUACGACUUUGACUACAAGAACAAGGAGGGUCAAGAUCGUAACAAGCUGAUCCUGGUCAAGUGGUGUCCAGACACAAUUAAGAUCAAGGCCAAGAUGAUGCAUUCCUCGAGCUCCCAUGCCCUCAAGAAGACGUGUCCGGGUGUCGUGAUCCAGGCCAGUGACCGCGACGAGCUCAACUUCGAUGAAGUGAGGGACAAGAUCCUCCAAACAAGCCAGUAGUGCCCCAUAUUAUAACACCAAUUCUCCCCUUUCACCGUUACCAUGAUCCUUUGCUGCCGCCAUCAUCCGCCCCCCUCCCCCGCAGGUUUACAGUUUUUUUUUUAAACUGCUGGGUUCAAAUCGCAAACUCGGCUAAAGUCUUAUUCUACAAAACAAGGUCUUACACAAGGUCGAGUGGACUGAUUCUGGACUAGCCAUUGUGCAAAAGCCUCAACACCACUUUCCUCAGUCCACCCAGAUGUAAAAAUGGGUACAUGACUUUGAUUGGGUAGGUACAAGGCAGUGGAAGGAGACAUUUGGGAUCUGCCUCCUAAUACCGUGCCCAAAACGCCGUAGAUAACCACCCACUGCCCCUACGACCCUGCCUUUCCAGUACACGAGUUUGCGGUUUAAGCCCAAUGGUUUACAACACUGCCACAAAGGAUUGUAUGUAGUGUGAAAGGUUAUAUAUAUAUAAUGAGUACAUUCCUCUUUGGGGCUUUAUUUUGUAUCUCAUGGCAAACUAAAAAAACAUGCACUACGUUAUGUUUUCGAAUUCUUUGCUACAAAUGGAAUUACAUUUUAAUUGUAUGUCAUGGAAUGAAGACUUCUACUACUAGAUGCGAUUUUCCUUAUAAAACACGGUCAGUUCAGUUCAGUUUUUCAAUUAUCCUAAAUAAUGUAAUGUCAAGUUUUAGAGGGUAAUCUUAAGUUUUCUUACCAGGGUAUCUAAUUCUAUUCGUGCCGGUAGGUGACAGAUUAUUGUGGUAACUUCGGAAAUGUUUCGCUACUGUCACACAAAUUUGCGACACACAGGUAAAAUACGUGAGCUCUACAAACUAAAUGUUGUUUUAUAUAUAUUGAAUACAAUUUAUAUGUACUAGUCAAACCUGCCCAAGACGACCACCCGGGGGACCGGCAAAAAUCGGUCGAUUUGGACAGGUGGUCGCUGAGAAGAGUAUCGACUCAAAACAUGCCCGAUGCAAAGUAUAAAUGGUU